GUCCCUGUCCCUUUAAAGCUCCAGACAAACGCCCAUAUGAUCCCCGAGCUCCAAUCACCAGUUCCUUUAGCAAAGGCAGGCGCUGCAUUUUUGCCUUUUUCUAAACGCUAACAUGGCGAAAAGGGACUGAUGUGAAGAAUUAAAAGAAGAGACAGAAGAAAUGUGAAAAAUAACAUUAAGCAUUUUCAUGGAGAGGAAAAGUCCGAUGCAACGGGAGGAGAACUGGGACUCCUUCGCACCAGAAAAUCUUGGAUCAAAAUGCUGAUAGUGGAGAAGACGGCUGACUACCCUUCCACAGAGUUCUCGCUGGUGGAGGAUGUUUCUCUCCACUUCACGUGUUUGAUGGACAGACUGAACGAGCAGCGUCUGUUUCAGCCUGCGCUUUGCGACGUGGACAUCGUGUUAGUGCGCCAGAAGAACACCUUCCAGGCCCACAAGGGGGUGCUAGCGGCCUACAGCCAGUUCUUCCACUCGCUCUUCACCCAGAACAAGCAGCUCCAGCGCGUGGAGCUGUCGCUGGAGUCCCUCACCUCACAGGGCCUGCAGCAGAUCCUCAACUUCAUCUACACCUCCAAGCUGCUGGUCAACGCCCGCAACGUGCAGGACGUGCUCAACGCCGCCGCCGUGCUCCAGAUGAGCGACAUCGCCGCCUCCUGCCAGGAGCUCAUCAGGAACCGGUCUCUGGGCAUCGCCGUGGACGCCGCCUCCGCGCAGGACGGGCGGGGUGGCGCUGUCUCCGCCCAGUUUUACCGGGAGGUGAAGCAGGAGGCGGACCCAGCCCACGCUAAGAUCUACGCUCGCGAGGGCAGCAGCCCGUACUCUGUGCGGGUGGAGGACGGGACGGGGAAGUCCCAUCCCAGCGUUCAGAUAAAGCAGUACUUUAAGGAGGAGGGGGGGCAGGGCGGGGCCGGGAGCCUGUGCAAGAUGGAUGGCAAAGCUGGGGAGUCCGAGAACUCGGACGGCCGAGCCUCCUUCAACCAGGAGCAGAUAAUCGUGGAGGUGAACCUCAACAACCAGACGCUCAACGUGUCGAAGGGCAGUGAGGGAAAGCCCUCCUCCACCGAGGCCACAGGCUUACUGGGCAGCAGGUGCGGCGAGGGCCAGGACGCAGGGGACGAGGAGGAAGGCAGAGGUGAGGAGGAGGAGGAAGAUGAAGAGGAGGAGGAAAACGAGGAGGAUGAUGAAGAUGCAGACAUCAGGGAGGAGGAGGACCUAAGCGAGGAGGAAGAGUUGGGCGACAGCAGCGAGGAGGACGAAGAGGAGGUGCCACACGAGGAGAUCCACAACAUUCCCGAGCUGAAGAAGCUGGAGCGGACUCGGCGGCAGACUAGGGCCUCCGGGGGCACCAUGGCGACGGUCUCCGUGCACCAGGCCCUGAGCAUGGUCAGGAGGGUCAACAAGGGCCGGGGACGCCACAAGAGGAAGAGGCAGGACAGCGUGGGGCAGAAGGUGAAGCUGGAGGAAAAACAGACCUUCCCCUGCAUGAAGUGCCCACGCAUCUUCAACAACCGCUGGUACCUGGAGAAGCACAUGAACGUCACGCACAACCGCAUGCAGAUCUGCGACAAGUGCGGCAAGCGCUUCCUGCUGGAGAGCGAGCUGCUUCUGCAUCACCAGACCAACUGCGAGAAGAGCAUUCAGUGUGUAACCUGUGGCAAGGCCUUCAAAAAGCUGUGGUCGCUCCACGAACACAACAAGAUUGUCCACGGCUAUGCAGAGAAGAAGUUCUCAUGUGAGAUCUGUGAGAAGAAGUUCUACACCAUGGCCCAUGUCCGAAAGCACAUGGUUGCUCACACCAAGGACAUGCCUUUCACAUGUGAGACAUGCGGCAAGUCCUUCAAGCGCAGCAUGUCCCUCAAGGUGCAUUCCCUGCAGCACUCUGGGGAGAAGCCGUUCAAGUGCGAGAACUGCAGUGAACGCUUCCAGUAUAAAUACCAGCUGCGCUCCCACAUGAGUAUCCAUAUUGGACACAAGCAGUUUAUGUGCCAGUGGUGCGGCAAGGACUUCAACAUGAAGCAGUACUUUGACGAGCACAUGAAGACUCACACUGGAGAGAAGCCAUACAUCUGUGAGAUCUGUGGGAAGAGCUUCACCAGCAGGCCUAACAUGAAGCGUCACCGCCGCACGCACACGGGCGAGAAGCCCUACCCCUGCGACGUGUGCGGCCAGCGCUUCCGCUUCUCCAACAUGCUCAAGGCCCACAAGGAGAAGUGCUUCCGGGUCAGCAACCCCGCCACCUCCGAGGCCAACCCACUCAGCCUUGACCCCGUCUCCCCGGUUACAAACAUCGACACAGCCCUCAGUCAGGCGGAGCCGCUUAUGCCGUCGACGCCAGCCGGCGACGUAGCCUCGCCCCACGCCCACCUCUCCCUCCCUCUGCUCCACUCGAUGGGGGGUCUCUCCUCAGCAUCCCCCCUGCCCUCCCUGCCCCCCCUUCCUCCCCUUUUCCCCACUGGAAGGAUUAACUCCAAUAAUAAUUAAUCAUUGGUGUUUUUCUUCUCUAUAUUUUCCUCACUGACAGAAUCCCAGGGGAAGGAGACCAUGACCUCACUCAGCCAAACUCAGAAUAGCAGACAAAUUCAACCCUCCAGGGUUCCUUCAGCUUAUGUUUCCUAGCCAUUCGUAGGAGUGUCCCUGUUCUCUGACAUGCUAUUUGGUUUCAGAGGUUGCGAGCAAAAUAUAGAGAUCGUAUUUACAUAGCAGAAUUUUAUAAAUGUGUAUUAAAAAGUUUUAACCUGUAUCAAAAGCCCUUAACCUUUUUUCCACGUGGAACCUUGGCCAUUUCUUUUUUUGUAGGUUCUUUUCUUAAAGUUUUUGUGAGCGUUGGCUGCUGGGUAAUGCCACACUCGAGUGCUGCUUUGCUGCAUUUGGGAUUUGCACAGGCUUUCCCAUGAAUCUCUGCUCCGUGCUAUGUAAGGAAGACUCAGUACAGAACUUUCACUUGCAAAACCUUCAACAUUUUGAGCUGAACAGAAUUUUUUUAUGUUUUUGUUUAGUUUCAUUCUUUUGUUAUUUUCCCGAGGAGCUGCUGGGGAUGAUGUUUCUGGGGAGUCCAGGUCCACAAGCUCCCUGGGGAAAAACACUCCUCAUCCAUCCAAUCGAUGCUCUUUUAUCCUUCUGGGUGUUUCUUCAGAGGUUCCCUGGGGUAUAUGAGUGGUUCCUUGGAGGGAGGCCCCCAGAUAAAACACUGUUACACACAGCCCUGAAAAAGGUCAAGGCCAGUGGUGGUUCAACGUAAACCAAUGGUACAGAUACUUUGAACUCGGUUGGAGUUGUCUAAUGGUCCCCCUCAAGACAAGAUGAUGGUGGAUAUUUGUAACGACUUUGCCACAUCUAUGACAAAGAAGAUAUAAGCAUAUUUUUAUUUUCCUUGUAGCCGAUGUAGCAGUCCCACUGAUUUUACGUGUCUCACCAGUGAUAUCAAAAUGCUUGUUCGUCUAAGUGUGUUCAUAUUGCGUCGCAAUAAUCAAAUCCUGCGAGCGUAGUUUAUAGGGUGAUGCUAUGCUGCAUUUAUUAACCAUUCUGCUGCCAUUUUUACUCCCAAGCGGUGUUUAUGAUGCACUCUAAUUAUGUCCUCGGUUUCAUUGUGAUGUUAGGCAUGUAAUGCCAUUUUUAAGGUUUUUAAAAAAAGCAUGGAUGUGUGAAACUGUGCAGGGCACAGUGGAAAUGUUGCAGUUCUGUUGUAAGAUUGUGAGAGGGUUUCUGUGGAACACAGUCUCUUGACCAGUUGGUCAUUAAAUAUUGAGGUCAAUUUAAUCAAACUCUUUGAUCCCCAAGGGCAGUUUAAAAGUCUGUAAAAGAUACUGCUGCUCAAACUACACAAAUCUUUGCUUACAUUAAGCAAUUUUUAAAAAGUUUAUAUGACAUUUACUUAGCACUUGGAUUAGUAGCGCCCCUACCCUUAUGUGUGCUUAUUAUAAGCCUCAAUGCUUCGUAUCAUGGUCAAAAGACCAUAUGACAACACUGGCAACACUCACAAGUGAAGCUCAGCCCACAACAGAAUAAUCAAUUCCAGUCCAUCUCGGAUCUGAUAUUUCUCACACAGACAAACAGCCCUGUUUCGUAUUAAAAUUGACAUGAAUAGUUGAAAUUCACUGUGCGGUUUUAGUCAUUGGCUUAUAAAUUCAGUUUCUUACCAGUUCAGCUUAUUGGAGAUCAUGUUUGUCGAUCUCAUAGCUGGUGUAGGAAAAUGCAAGUUUAGCUGACAGUAAUGUAGUGUUAAGUAAUAAAAGCAUAUAGGAAAAUAUGAUCAUUCUACAGAAUGGCAGGUAUUUUCUGAUGUCCUUCUCAGUGUAGUAUUGACAGUGAAGUUUGACAGUGCAGAGGACCAAUCUGUAGGCCCCUGGUCCACUGUUUCACAUUUAGGUUUUAUUGAUGUGAGGAUCUAGUUAAUUUCCCUGCCAGGUUUCCAGUGGCGACAUGCCCUGUUUUAUGGCAUGCAUUUUAAUGCAGUGCAGUCUAAACACCUGGUGCUUAAAAAGUUUGAAAUGAGCUGAACAAUCAAUUUCAGCUAUAUGUGCACUACAAAAAAUAGUUACAAUGUUAUUCAGAUAUAUAAUGCAAGAAUCAUACUUCUUGCAUUUUUACUGCAUUUUCCAGAGUAUUUUCUAUGUGGUGAAAAAAACAUAUACUGUUGAAAUAUGUUCUCGAUUCAUUUAUUUUUCCUUUCUGGAAGGCUAUAAGAAUGAGAUUGGAGUGCCCGCAGGGACAGAGAUCAUUUCUUUGCAGGAAGCACUAUCGUACUGUUGUGUAGAUUACGGAGAUAUUUCAAACUUCCCACUCCUCCUCAUUUCUUCUGUAUUGUGUCCCACACAACCAUCUGCAUCACUGUGUGGUUCAUCCAGCCAGCCAGUGUUCCCAGUGGAGCUGUGUUUGGCGCCGAGCGUUACUGAAUUCAAAUGGGGAUCCGCGCAAGUCCUGCAGGAACAGGGAACAGGACUGAUUUUAACAGGUGGCCUGAGAUAAAACUGAACAUGUAGAUUCCAUUUUAAUAAGUUUGAAUCAAUUUUCGUAUUUAAGUCUGCAGCUUCAAUAUGUGACCAGAAAAUAGCUACUACGUAUAACAGAUAGGACGUGCAUCUUCAUGGUAAAUCUGUAAAGCUGUUGAGUGUAUCACAAGUGUAUGUGGUCACAGGGUUACCUUUAAUAAAAAUUUUGAUUUGGCCCUGUACUAAUGUUGGUUGAAUCGUGGCCACAUACACUGGGAUCAGUCUUUAUGAGUCCAUCCUUCAUUUUAAACAGCAGUACACGAGAAUUGUCCCCUUCAGACUUCAUUGGAAAUCAUUGCAUCACUUUACAUACGCUUUAGCCCUAGAGAGUGUUUAUGGUAAAAUCAUUGUCAUUAGUCUGGCAAGUUGGUAGACUUCCUUGUUAUCUGUUUAACCUUGGGGAGUAACACCCAAACAUAUAAGUGCAAUUUCAUCCUUUUGUUUGUUAGACAAAUGCACUUUUUUACAACUAUAUUACUUGGAUUGAAAUACAAGAUUUGAAAUGAUAAAUAAAUGCAAAGCCAGAUUUGUAGAGGGAUGGUGGAUCUUUCUGCCUGUUGUUUUGGUGCAUAGUAUGUGAGCUUGCAUUAUACUUGCAUAGUGCAGAAAAAAGGCCUGUUCCUUUUGUGCGGUAUUUAUGAUCUUAUUCAUAUAAAAAAUACACAUUUAUGUGUACAUGCAGUAUAGACAGGAAAGAUUCCUUUUUGUAGAAUGGACAUUUUUCCCUUUGUUUACAUCUGAUUGAGAGAAACAUGAAUGUUAUUUUGAGUGUUGGCAGGUACUAAUGAAAGUAUUUGAAGUCACGAUAAGCUUUUGUAUCUGUAGUAUGCUGUUGUAUUCUUCUUUAUUUUUUUUUAUUGGCGAAGCACCUUAUGAAGUAGUAAUACAUGUUUAAUAACGUUACAUUGUGUUGAGAAGUGUGAUAACGGUGGGAAGGGUGUGAUGACUGUGGCUUGGAGUUAAACCAAAAGUAUGAAAAGUUUGAAUUUGGUAAAAAAAAAAUGUUUCAAUUUGUUUUUUUGCCUUUGACUUUAUAACUGUUGCAGAAUCCUGAUUGGCUGCUUGUGCAUGGUCCAGGUUAGAUAUUGUCUGGAACUUACCACUGUGGCAACACUGAUUGGACCUUUCUUCUGGACCUGUUGAAUCCCCAGCCCCUAUUGGUUGUGGCUUAGUGUCACUCAGUGUCAGCAGGUGUGGCAAUCAGUGGAUGGGCUCUGUGUCCUAAUCCAGUCCUGUGGGAGUGGUUGCACUUUAACUCAUAGAGCAUAGUCUCCCUCUUGUGGUUGCAAAAUGUGAACUACAUUCACUGAGUAACAUGCUUGCUUAUGCAUUCAUAAAGGGACAUUUGAAGUCUUUUUAUAUAUACCCACAUCCUUUUAAAUACAUUCCUGUAUGGAUAUGACAGGAAUUACACCUCUAAAUAUUGCAUUUACUUCCCCUGAAUAAUAUUUUUCAUUUCUAUGAGAUUUUAUCCCUACUGUUGACUGUAAUCAUAAAUUUUUGCCAGUAAUAAAAUUAAUAAUAAUAAUAAGAAGAAGAAGAAGAAGAAGAAGUAGUAGGUUCCAAUUUUUUAUUCCUCUUGAGUUAGUCAUACAGAUUAACUACAGAAAUAAGAUAUGAUCAGACUGGGUUAAUUCAGUUUUUAAGCAAAAAUUUCAAUAUAUCUAGGUAAAUGCGGACAGAUAUUGCCAAGUGUUUGUAUUAUUUGAGUCUUGGAUGUCAGGCAUUCUUUUUCAUUGUCUGUGUAUGUUUAAACAUACAGUAUACACAGACACAUACAUUUAGACUUUUUAUCCUGCAACAACUAAACAAUUACAUUUUUUAUCUGUUAUUAUCUUUGCAGAAUGGAUGUAUUUGUGUAUAGAUUUAGGCUGCCCUGAGCUUCAAGGAGACCACUAGGAGAGUUUGUUGUAUACUGAAGAAGGAUAAUAAUUUUUUGCACCCGUUUUCAACAGUGUUCUAACCUAGACAUAGCUCUUAUGAAUGGGAGAAAAUGGUAAACUUUAGAAGCUAACACGGUAUGAAUGGAAAGUAAAUCAUAAAGUCUUUUUUUAAUCGGAAUGCUUUUCUGAUGUAGACUUUUGUGUUUGGAUUAAUGUCAUUGCUGUUGAGAGAGUCUUUUUUUUUUUUUUUUUUUACUUUUGAUUUCUUGAAUAAGGUGCUGAAUGGGGGGGGUACAUUGUGUGGGUAAUGUGGACAGUGCUGAGAUACUGUCCACAUCAGAGCUACUCAUCUCACAAUGUGUGGCAUGACGUCUGGCCUAUAUCCAGAGCUAAUAGGCUUCAGUAAGCAGGCCUGCCUUCUCAGCCUAGAUCAGACUUUAACAUGCCUUUAGAGUUUGUCACUGUGUCACUCUGUAGACUGGGGUAUGGGAGAUGUGGAGUGAAGUGAAGUAUUAAGCUAUUUUAGGGAGCGUGGCCUGAAGUGAAUUUGUUUUUGGUCCCACUACAAUUUACAAAUUUGAACUCCGCAAUCAGUCUCAAAAAGGAGUUCAGCUUAAAUGCGACAGGAAAACUCAGUUAUGUUGCUGAUUGGUGCUGUUGUCAUGUUCCUGUUUAGAUCUGUUUUCGUGUGACCACAAGAAUAAAGCCCUAACCAGAUAUCCCUGGUACAGAUAACUUAAUUGGUUUAUUUAAAUAAGCAACAGUGCUUCAUUUUGCCAACAGGUUGAGUUUAAAACGCGUAAAUAAUACUGAACACAACACAGUGGUACAUCAGUAGUCUGUUCUAAACAGUGCCAUACUGCAUUUUAUCACACUUUAUGGCCAAAUUCCCUACAUGUAAUAAUUUAUUACUGAGAAAAAUAAGAUGGUGACAUUAUUUCCAUCGGAGUAUACUUAGAUACUGAUAUAUCAACAUGCUCUUGUAUUCCGAUGUGGAAACAAUCAUUUCUUACUUUAUUGCAUUUCAAAAAGAAAAAAAAAAGAUUUGAAUAAUUGCAGUCAUUCAUGUGAAGCUCUGACAAGCAGCAACAGCUGCAGCAAAAGUGCUCCUCUUUGAAGAUGGCAGAUGUUAAUUGAGCUUUAAUUUGUGAUCUGUAGGGAAUAUCUUUAACCUUUAAACUAUCUUUGCCCUUAUUAGGCCUCAGACAGACAGAGGGUAUUUUUUAAAUGAGGUUACGUGUAAAACAUUGUUCAUCUUGCAACUAAGUAAAGGAUUUAAGUAUAGUGCCGUCACUGUCAUAUAAAAGUAUUUUCCCCCUCCCUGGUUUCCUAUAUUGUUGCACAAUUGUCACACUGAAUGGUUUCAGAUCUUCAGACAAAAUGUAAUAUUAGACAAAGUGAAGCUGAGUAAACACAAAACACAGUUUGUCUAUAGUAUCUGAAACCAUUCAGUGUGACAAAUAUGCAAUAAUAGAGUAAAUCAGAAAGGGGCAAAUACUUUUUCAUGGCACUGUAAAUAAACAAAUUUGUCCUUUUCAUUUCUCUUAAGCAAUUUAUUGAAAGUGCAUUAUCUUUGCAAUCCAGACUUACUUUGUAGAUGUUUAUAGAUUAUAAAUCAGUCAGUCUAGGAUGUGUGACCAAUAGUGGAUUUUGCAGGGAUUGUUUCAAAUUGAUAUCGACUUUCAGUAUCAGAAGUGGAAAAAAAACUCAGUAAAGAUGUUAAAACUAUGGUUGUGCACAAUUACAACAUUUUGAACUGAUGCUUUAAAAAUAAAAAUCUCCCGUAAAUUUGAUAGAAAUUGAUUUUUUAGCUCUGGGAUGAAUUUUCAGUAUGACCAAGAAAAAGCACAGAAAGAUGAUGGCACUUUUCUUUAAGAAAAAUAGUUUGUUUCUGGUCUGAAUGUGUGAACUGUUUACAGGCUUCAGAUAAAGAGGAAAAUGUAUUUUGUUUCUGUUAUUCCAAAAUGUUGUUUUUAAUGUUGUGUUUUUCAUUUUAAGCUUUUUGCUGCUACUGUAGUAAGGGCUUUUUAGCCAGGCAGGACGUACGUGGCCUUCUUGCACAGACCAAAAGGAUAAAUAAAAAAUGUGCACCCAGUUUGUGGAUGUGGGUUUGAAAAUAGCAAGUGUCUCUACUGUAGGUCUAUCAUAAAGUUCUAUCAUAAAGGUAGCAUGUAGAUAAGGUUGUGAAUUACAGAUUUCUUUUUUUUUUUUUUUACAUGAAAGUAUGCAAUAGGAAAGCCAAUGAUAUGUUUCACUGGAGGAACGUGAGCACUUUUAGCAUUAUUUUUAUAUUUUUUGUUGUAUAUCUAUCCAUGUGUAAAAUGGUGGAGGCUAUUGAAUGAGGAGCAGCGGAAUAAAACGAGUUAAAACUGUUUAGCAUGUGUUGAGGGGAAGAUGUCGGGGACAAUCCAUUUGUUUCAUUGUAUUGGGUUCCCUUGAGGAAGAAGCCUUUUAAUUGCAUUUUAAAAGACAAAUUGCAAAUAACCUUUUUUUGUUUGUUUUGUAAAUGUUUUCACUGAAACGGAUUUCCCAUCCACAUCCUUCUUUCCCUUCCAAAAUCUAGUGAGCCAAUCUUUUGCUACAGUAUGUAAACACAAUGUCUUAGCUAACUCCAGUGUAUAUAAACCACAUGUAGACAGUAACUUUUUGUGGUUAUAUAAACAAAAUGUUAAAACCAAUACAAAGAUGAUUGUGUCUAGAGGUGCUAAUAAUAGUCAAUUAAUCUAUGUCAUUUAUUGUAUUGGCUAGUGUAUGUUGUCUGUAACACGAGAAAGAGAGAAAAGUAUCCUUUCGGUAUUAAACAAUAUAGAUAUAUAUUAUUCCACA
Molecule: messenger RNA, 9697 nt
Organism: Anguilla anguilla (European eel)
Lineage: Eukaryota; Metazoa; Chordata; Actinopteri; Anguilliformes; Anguillidae
Product: zinc finger and BTB domain-containing protein 47-like
Exons: 6
Coding region: 259-2481 (740 amino acids)
Biological process (GO): regulation of transcription by RNA polymerase II
Cellular component (GO): nucleus
Molecular function (GO): RNA polymerase II cis-regulatory region sequence-specific DNA binding; DNA-binding transcription factor activity, RNA polymerase II-specific; protein binding
Source: RefSeq, a predicted model, not a curated record